Messenger RNA from Plodia interpunctella (Indianmeal moth), 1598 nucleotides. Its product is annotated as putative nuclease HARBI1. Bases 320 to 1399 code for a protein of 359 amino acids. The record is from RefSeq and is a predicted model, not a curated record. The transcript has 6 exons. NCBI's taxonomy places the organism in Eukaryota, Metazoa, Arthropoda, Insecta, Lepidoptera, Pyralidae.
UCACUAGUCUGUCUGUAAGGCCAUGGUCUGUAUCCCGUGUCUGUAAAUGAGUUAGUUCUUCUCGGCGGCGGCGCAUCGCGGGACGAUACGAUAAUGUGCAUUUCGUAAAAAUUACUGAAUCACGCUAGUAUCUAGUCUGUCCCCUUUGCCUUUCCAUAUAGAUAAAUGAGACAUUCUGGUGUGCUUUGAAAACAGACAAAAAACAGCUGAUUUGCACUUGCACAAUGUAUUUUUGUAUGUAGGUGUCUACACUUCACAUUUACGUUUAAAAUAAUACCUAGGUAUUACAUAAAAUGCAAAAUAGAGACAGACAUUAAAAAUGAAUACACUAUUGAAAAUUCAAAUGCUUCGUGGUAGUGCUUAUAAAGAACGUAUUAAUCGGCAUAUUCUUCGUGAUACUUCGGAUUGUAUCAAUUUACCUGAUCAGUACUUGCUAAGAAAUUGUGGAGUGAAUAGGACCAUUUUUCACCAAAUAUUAAGAAUAUUGGAACCAGUGGUACCUAGAACGCAACGGUCCAAUGGAAUACCAUUCCCACUAAAGGUCCUGGUCACCUUGUCAUUCCUUGCCAGUGGAUCACAUCAAAAGUCUGUUGGGAAAGAUUUCAACAUUAACAUAUCUCAAAAAUCUGUAAGCAGAGUCUUAAAAACUAUAAUUGAAGGACUGAAUGUUGUGCUUGAUUGCUGGGUGGUGUUUCCUAGCACUGUAAUCCAAAGGGAACAAAUCAAAGAAGGGUUUUACAGAAAAUACCACUUUCCUGAAACUAUUGGAUGCCUUGAUGGGACCUAUGUUGAAAUUGUGUGUCCAAGAGAUGAUGAAGAAGCUUUUUUUGACAGGAAAGGACAGUACUCCAUUCAUGCACAAAUUAUUUGUGAUGCUGACACAAAUAUAAUUGCAGUAUGCUGCAGAUUUGGUGGUGCAGCAAGUAAUGCUUAUAUUUGGAACAAAACAACCAUUAGGCCUUUUAUUGAAAACAUGAGCAGGCAAGGUGAAGCAGGAUGGCUCAUAGCUGACACGAAAUACCCUCAACGACCAUGGCUAAUGACGCCUAUAGCUCACGCUCCACAGGGCACUCCAGAAUCUCAAUACAACCACUUUCACGGCCGCACCAAGACUUGCAUAGACAGAUGUAUUAGCAAAAUGAAAAGCAGAUGGCAGUGUCUCCACAAGCGUCCGUUACACUACACACCCUUAAGGGCCGCUAAGAUUAUAAACGCAUGCGCCGUCCUUCACAACUUGUGCAUAAAGGCAGGGCUGCAAGAUCCCACACCAUACAUAGACACAAAUCCAUUGGAGUUGCUCAAUGAAGUGACUGAAAUGCCUGAUGAUAAUGUCAAUGAUCUGUACAUGGGUUUAGAAGUGAGGAGACAACUUGCUGAAAGAAUCUAUUAUAGUGUUUAGUUUAUGGUAAAUUGAGGAGAUAACUUGAUGAACGAAUAUGGUGAAUUUAGCCAGCUUUGAGUGCUAGAAGUGAUGAUCUUAUUGUUAUUAAUCAAGAAUGAAAUUACUUAUGUUUAAAGACUGAUAGAUAUAAACUCAAAAUGUAACAGAAACAGAGUAUUAUCAAUUAAAAAUACUUUAUUCUUAGCUCAUAAUUUAA